GUCUCUCGUCUGGUGGGGUCAGUGUCUGCUCGGAUCUUGAGCAGGAACCUCUGGGUAUUCGAUCUUUGGAUUGUCGUUCCUAAGACUAAUUAUUUACUCCAAAAUCCGAAACAUUCAAAAUUUUUUUAAAAUAAAUAUCAAGAAAAAUUUUUUCGAAAAUUUCUUUUUUUUUUUUUUUCUAUUAAAUUACGCGUGUGAAAACUCUUGUGGAAAUAGUGGAAAAACUGUUGAAUAAAAUUUAAAUUAUUGCUUAAUUGUUAAAUCAUAAAACUUUAGUGAAGUGUCUGUGCCAGACUCGUGUUAGUGUUUAAUAUUUAUUGUUAGUUUUAAAUUCAUUUGUCAAAAGUUGAAUUGAAACUCUAAAUUUAAUUGCUAUCAUUAAAAUAAUAAAUUAUCAAACUACACUUAUUGACAGUGUUUUUUUUUUGUGACUAAAGUGUUUAGAAGCAAGUGACUUUUGAAUUAUGAAUUUAAAUAAUUGUAAAAAUAAUACAACACGAGGAUUUUUUAAAAAUAUUGAAUAUGGACCAUGCAGAUAAUUGGAGAUUACUGAUAAAUAAUUCCCGUAUAUUAUUAAUACCGAGAAUACGUGGUGGGAUAAUCAAUAGCGAUAGCAGUAUCACGAGUAACAUUAGACGAAAAAGCCGCGCAAAUAAAAAAACUAAACAGCAGCCAGAGCAGCAGCAUCAGUAUCAAUAUAAGCAUCAACAUCAUCAGGUGAAGGAGUGUGGACGUGUGUCAGUGGUGAUUGGGGGUGGCCGGGUUGCCGCCGGUACGGCGAUGCGACGAUGAGCCCGGCGUGGAUGCACGGGCUGCUGACGCGCGUCACCCGACACCCCCGUUGUCAAUUAAUUCGAUACCACGAUAGACCAUUACUCAUAUCACCAUCACCAUCAUCAUUAUCAUCAUCAUCAUCGCCAUCAUCAUCAUUAUCACCAACACUAGCAUCAGUACCAGCAGCAUCAUCGUUAUCAUUAUUCACGGCGUUGUCAUCGUCGUCGCUGUCAUCAACACUCUUGCUGUCGUUGCUAUCACUGUUGUCAUUAUUAAUUCUGAUAUCAUUGACAAAAUUCACAUCCUAUCGGUACUUGUACCAUCAUCAUCACCGGCAGUACCAACCACACCAGUAUCUGCUCCCGUAUCAGUCCCAGCAACAGGAUUACGAACGCUGGUGUCCUACCAAGUGGUUUCCUACGAUAACAGACACAAUACAGCCACCAAAAGGUUGGCCAUGGACUUCGAGAAAACAAGAAACGGCACCGGCGAAACCGAUGACGAUUAUACGAAUAUUCAUUUUAUUGUGGGCGAUCGUCGUGAAAUUGCCAGCUUUAGACCUGAUCAAGUUACAAACAAAGAACUUAAAGAAUUAUUUAGAAGUGCAGCAGAAGCAGGUCCUCUGGAUAUCGUGAAACUACGAAAGGGUGACAAACUUUUAAAUAUUUCACCUCAAUUGCCAGCUAACACCCCAGACACACCGUACGUGCUUCAGGUCGUUGGAGCACACCCAACAUCUGUGGGGAUGAUCGAGGCUGACCUGUUGCGAGCAUUAGAGAAGCGCGUUGCUGCACUGGAACGUGAACUUGGAGCGCAGCAGGCAGUUGCGUCUUCUGAGCCGGCUCAUCUUCUACGGGAGCUUAAACGUCAAAUGGAUGCUUUCAAAACCAAACUCGAGACUACUGAGCACCUUAGUUGGCUAGGCUUCUAUAAGCAACUUCCAGAGCCAGUUUCCUCAGAAGCAUGCAGAAGAUUGCAGUACAGGCGUAAGAGUGACAGCGUAAAACGUCGAGUUCGUGAAAAGUUUCUCAACAUCUGUGAUGUAUCAGUAUCAUCAAGUGUCCGUGAAUGGCUCCGUUCUCCGGCAUUUGACGCCCGACAGUGGGAAGAUGAAGAGCUUUUGUUGAUGCUACAAACGAUGUUCGUUGAGUUGGAGUUGCCACAGAAAUUCAACAUUCCCUUACCGACAUUGAGAAAUUUUCUCUAUGAAGUUUACAAUAAUUACAAUGAGGUGCCAUUUCAUAACUUCAGGCACUGCUUUUGUGUCGCGCAAAUGAUGUACGCGAUAGCAUGGGCAGUGGAUCUCCCUUCGAAGAUUGGCCACCUCGAGGUCCUGAUACUGAUCGUUUCCUGCAUUUGCCACGACCUCGACCAUCCAGGAUACAACAACAUCUAUCAGAUAAAUGCACGUACAGAACUGGCGUUGCGUUACAAUGAUAUCUCGCCGCUAGAGAAUCACCACUGCUCAGUCGCAUUCCGUGUCCUCGAAGCACCUGAGUGCAAUAUACUCGCAUCUCUUGACGCCACGACGUUUCGUACAGUACGGGAGGGUAUUAUAAGAUGUAUCCUUGCUACUGAUAUGGCCAGACACAACGAGAUACUCGGGCAAUUCACGGACGUUGUUCAGGAAUUCGAUUAUCAAAACAGGGCGCACAUUAACUUGUUAUCGAUGAUAUUAAUAAAAGUCGCGGACAUUAGUAAUGAGGCAAGGCCAAUGGAUGUGGCAGAGCCCUGGCUCGAUCGAUUGCUACAAGAGUUCUUUAAACAAUCAGACGCAGAGAAACUCGAGGGACUGCCAGUAACACCUUUUAUGGAUCGCGACAAAGUCACUAAACCAUCUUCACAAUGCAGCUUUAUUGGACUUGUUCUUCUUCCACUCUUUGAAGUUCUUGGUGAUCUAUUUCCUGAACUUCAGGAGCUAAUCGUGUCACCGGUAAAAUAUGCCCUAGACUACUACCGGCGUCUUAAUGAAGCUGCCAAAGACGAGCGCCACCACCGUAAAAGUAUCGUCGACCUCGGCGAGUCAACGAUGUCCUCAUCUCACACCGGAUCGUCCAGCGUAAUAAAGUCGACUUCCUCUCACAGCAUGCGAUCCAAGCGUUCCGCGGGUACGAUAAGAUCGCGCUCCCGUUCAAUCGAAGACGAAGCGGACAACCAGAUGCUCGAGGAAUUAGAAAAUAUCGAGAGCUCGGAUCCGGAGACUGCCACCGAGGUGGAAAUAAGCGAAAAAACACUUAAGUUCAAAAUAUCAACCGAGGGAAACGUCGCGCCUUCCUCGACAGGUCGUAAAAGUUAUCCCGGAAGUAGAAAGGGCAGUAGGGACAAAUCCUCACUGGAUUAUCACAACCAUGAUCUGGCAAAAGCCGUGAGGGAUCACGAACGCGAGCGUAGAAAGAGCCGCGGCGAGAAUCUCAGCAGCGAUAUGAGUUCCCCAGUAAGCGCCAGAUCAGGCGACGACACGAGAAUACUCGAGGAGUUUGAAAGGGAUGAAAUAUUGUGUAUUGAGGCGCGUAUUAAUAAAGAUGACAGUAAAUUGUCUGAAGAAAAUGGAAACGGUUUUGUUGAAAGUAGCAUUUUAGAAAAAUAUAAUAAAUCUAAUAAACGUAUGAGCAUUGACGUCGACGAUAACAAUACUAGUUGUAGCAGUAGUGGUAGAAUAAAUCGUAAAGAAUUAGUUGUAAUGACAGAUGCUAAUUUACGUUGCUGUUGUGAUGACAAAUCAUCUUCGUCAAAUAAUCAUCACAAGUCACUUUUGUCAAGACUGCGUAAUCUAACAGAUCGUCUGAGUAUUAGCUUCGACUCGAAGGAUCCACCGAUAACCAAAUCCAAGCAUCAUCAUCAUCAUGUUGUAACUAAAACACUUAGCAAAAGCAACUCUGUUGUCAGCGGUAGUGUUGGUGUUGGUAGUGGUGGUGGCGGCGGGUCUUCAAAUAGUAGUUCUAUAUUAAUUUGUAAACGUUGUAAUUUGACUAAAAGCACCAAAGACUCAAGUAAUAGCGGUGGAGGUGGAGGUGGAGGUAGUGGUAGUACAGUUGUUGCACUUACGAGUAUGGACAAGCGGGCGAUGACGCUUCCGAAGACACGUAAAUCUCAUGAUGGGAGAACUAAAAGCUGGAGAAUGGUAUUUACUAAAGAAAAAAGACCCUCUGCGUCUUUAGAAGUCCUUCCGGCUCAUGACAGCAGCUGUGAUAGCUCGAUUGUUAAACACAAAAGAAAUCUUUCAAAUCCAGAAGGGAAAAUGUCGAUUACCAAAUCCAGUGUAAAGGACAUUAAGGAGCAAAAAAAAAUAAAUUUUAGUGAGAUUAAUGUCAGAACGGGAGCUGUGACAAAGUCAAAGCCCGACAUUGUUGUCCAUCCCGGCAGUUCCUCUAUUGUUGAUGAGGAUAUUGAUAAAGUUGAGAUACGCAGAAGCUCCGCGAGCAUGGAGGAUAUAUCAAAAAUAACAAAACAGAAUGAAGUUGCGCUUCUGGGAUCGUUGGAGGAUAAAAAGUCUGAGGAGAUGCAGCACACAGGGAGCCUUGACUCGAUGCUCUACAAAGAGUGCGCCAAGACCACCAAGAAGGCUUUCGUGUUCGCGUCGCCGUCUAGCACCAAGAAAUCUUCCCCCAGUCUCUUCUCGAGAUUCAAGUCGGGUAUGAGCAUCGACGGCACUAGAAGCAACAGCGGGUCCCUGAACGAGAACAACCAGCAGUCGCCCAGCUGGAUCUCGUCUCUGACCGCGAGCUUUCGUCCUAAACGACACGGUGACAUUGCUGGUCCAACGUCACAUCAGCUACACUCCCCGACUCAUGAAGAGGUCAAGUGAUACGUAGUUGCGCUCGAUAGAAACAAAACCGCGAGGUUACAGAAUUUCACUGAGUGGUGGUCCCAGCACUCGUCCUGCUGCACCGGUCAAAUUUAAAAACUUUAUUAUUCAUCCUCUCCAUUAAUGUCUCUCCCUCUCUCAUCGCGGUAUAAAAGUGUCCUCUACUAUUUUUAUUUAUUAAACCGACGGUAAAUUUACGGGUAGAAGCAAAUAUCAUUGGAAUGCUUCCAUUAUUUUAUUGUUUUGCUAUUCCAAAUAUUUUAUUGAUCAAAAUUAUUCAAGACAAGUCUUCUCUCUCUUUCUCUCUCUCUCCUUUUUUUCAGUACCAGUGGCUUUAAUUUAUAAACAUUUUGACUAAACAACAUUUUGUUUUAUUUUAAAAUUUAAAAUUUUAUUUUCACUGGAGUAUUUAAUCGCGGGCUAUUUAAAUAAACGUAAGCAAAGAAAAAAUAAAUAAAUAUUAUUUAUAAAAAAUAUAUAUAACCCAUCAGUAGCUGAUUUAUCCUUCAGUCAAAUAAAUAUGAUAAUAAUAAAUAUGUACUGAAUAAUUAUUUUAUUAUUUUUUCUUUGGGAAUAUUUAAAAAUAAAAAAAAAAUUGUCUUGUGUAACAAUUGGAGUAAAUGUUUGAAAUUAGAAAUCGCGAAUGCGAGAUGUUAGUGCUGUAGAUUUUAUUUAUUGUUUAUCGUAGUCCGAUCUUACAUAAUCGUCAUUAUAAAUAUUUAAAUAUUAUUUAAGUUUAAAAAAAAUCCAAAUCGCCAUAAAAAAAAACGUAUAUAAUAAAAAAUAAUAAUAAUAAUAACAUCCAUUAUCUCAAUGUAUCGAUUAAAGCAGUAGCUAGAUAGGCAAACAGAUAAUUAAUAAAAAAAUAUAUAUAAAUAUAAAUAUACUCUUAUAAUAAUAAUUUAAAUAAAAAAAAAAAAAAAAAAAAAAAAAACAAAUGUGUGCUUCUCAACCGCAGUAUUGUUUACUGAAUUAAAAAAAAUAAUGACGGUGCAAUGUGUAACAAAAAAAAAUAAUAAUAAUUAUAAUUUCAAUAAAUUUAUCUUGAGCACAUUUGUUUAAAUGAACUAAUAAUUGUAACUGUUAUUGUAAUUAUCAUUAUUUUAUUCCGAUGUAAAUGUUUUUAUGUAUAGUUGGUUAAUCAAAAGAAAAAAUGCGUAAAGAGAAGAUAUAUAUUAAACAUAAAUAAAUAAAUAAAUAUAUUAAUAAAAAAUGAUCCUGAAAUUAACAGAUAUUUUUCGGAUUUUUUUUUCAACAAAUCGAUGACAAAAAAAAAAAAAUAAUAAAAUGCACAUGUAGAAAAUUUAAAAACCAUGGGUGCAAUUUUUUUCAAAUAUUUUUUUUUUUGUAAUUUAUAGUUUUUAAAAAAUCCGAAAGUUAUCGGCUAACUUCAGUAUCAAUAAAAAAAUGAUUCUGAAGUUAACAGAUGAUUUUCGAAUUUUUUCUUUGAACAAAUUUCGACAAAAAAAAAAAACUAAAAAUAUGCACAAGUAGAGAAUUUAAAAAACUAUAGGUGCAAUUUUUUCAAGUAUUUUUUUUUUGUAAUUUACAGUUUUUUAAAAAAUUCAAAAAUUAUCAGACAUAGUAACUUCAGUAUCUUUAAUAAAAAUGACCUAUAUUGUC
This is a messenger RNA of Microplitis demolitor, 6202 nucleotides long. RefSeq lists its product as uncharacterized. Gene Ontology annotation, molecular function: 3',5'-cyclic-GMP phosphodiesterase activity. The transcript has 10 exons. Bases 1232 to 4579 code for a protein of 1115 amino acids. The record is from RefSeq and is a predicted model, not a curated record. NCBI's taxonomy places the organism in Eukaryota, Metazoa, Arthropoda, Insecta, Hymenoptera, Braconidae. Gene Ontology annotation, biological process: cGMP catabolic process.